This is a messenger RNA of Neospora caninum, 906 nucleotides long. RefSeq lists its product as hypothetical. The transcript has a single exon. Lineage: Eukaryota; Apicomplexa; Conoidasida; Eucoccidiorida; Sarcocystidae. Bases 1 to 906 code for a protein of 301 amino acids. The record is from RefSeq and is a predicted model, not a curated record.
AUGACCGAGAAAAGUGUGGCCCAGGCAGGGUUUGGCCACUCGCUGCCGGCGUGCUUUCCGAGCCAGAAUCGGGUCUCUCUGUCCUGCACGCAGUUCGAGAGUUCGCUGGCGCCCGUGAGAAUGCCCGGAGACUCCUCCUUUCCGUCUUCUCUCCCUUCUUCACUUUCGUCUCUCCCUGCCUCUCUGUCGGGUUCUCUCCCGUUUCCUGCGUCUGCUGCUCCCAUGGCGCAUGCCUCCGUGGCUGCUGCGAUGGACGCGCCUUUGCCGUGGCCAUCUCUGCCUUCCUACCCUGCACAGUCUUCCACUUCCCCGUUUCCCGCGGCUGACCCUUGCUCUCAGCCUUCUGCUCUGCCUCGCGCGAGUCCUGCCAAGCGGCGAGGCUCGUCGGGUUUCCCCUCCUCACGGUCUUCCUUCUCCCUCGACUCGGAGAGCUCGGGUGUACAUACACCCGACUUGGUGCUGUCUGGCGCGGAGGACGAGCUGAGCUCAGGUCACGCCCCGCCUUCGUUUUUCGGCGAACGAAAAGCGCCUUCGCCCCUCGCUCUCGGCCUUCCUUCCAAAGCCGCCCCUGUCUCGACCAGAAAGCUCUACGGGGUUUCAAUAACCGUCCGAUCAAAAAAGCGGAUGCGAAGCGAUUCGACUGUCCUCUCGACUCCGCGUCUUCUAUCGGUUCUCUCCCUGCGCUGUCGCCCGUCCCUCUCGCCGGUCCUCUUCGUCAUUCUCCGUCCGCGUGGCCUCCGCCGUCUUCGGACGCCUCCGCCUCAGAUUCUCUGUCGUCCUUCGCGCCUCUCUUCUCGUCUUUCGCGUGCCCCGUCCUCGGAGAGCCUCACGUCGCCUCGGCGCGCGACGCUUUGCAUGCGGAUUCUGCAACUUCUCUCCCCCUCUUCCUCCCGGAUGCGCCUCUGA